Molecule: messenger RNA, 6361 nt
Organism: Hippocampus zosterae (dwarf seahorse)
Lineage: Eukaryota; Metazoa; Chordata; Actinopteri; Syngnathiformes; Syngnathidae
Gene: myo5c
Product: myosin VC
Exons: 40
Coding region: 130-5355 (1741 amino acids)
Biological process (GO): vesicle transport along actin filament; actin filament organization
Cellular component (GO): cytoplasm; myosin complex; actin cytoskeleton
Molecular function (GO): actin filament binding; microfilament motor activity; ATP binding
Source: RefSeq, a predicted model, not a curated record
AAAUUAUGAUUUUUUUUUGUAAUAGUUGAGUUAACCGAGGGACCAAAAAAUGUCGGGCACUUCGGAAGUGCAAUUCUGAUGAUGAAAACAUUUUUUCGACAUUAGGGUUUACAACAAUAACGCUAAAACAUGGCGUUGAUUCAGCUAUACACCCGGUACAACAGAGUGUGGAUUCCAGAUGCUGAACAUGUGUGGAAAUCAGCAGAGAUCCUGAGAGAUUUCCAUGAUGGUGAUGAUUGUUUACAACUGCUACUGGAAAAUAGCACAGAGCACAAGUACAUCGUUGACUCGUCGCCACCAGAACUCCCUCCUCUUCGCAACCCGGACAUCUUAGUUGGGGAGAAUGAUCUCACUGCGCUCAGCUACCUCCAUGAACCUGCUGUCCUGCACAACCUUAAAGUGCGCUUUCUGGAAUCCAGAAUCAUCUACACCUACUGUGGCAUCAUCCUGGUGGCGUUGAAUCCCUACAAGCAGCUUCAUAUCUACGGAGAUGCAAUCAUUCAUGCAUACUCUGGUCAGAACAUGGGCAACAUGGAUCCUCAUAUAUUUGCAGUGGCAGAGGAGGCUUACAAACAGCUGGCCAGAAACCACAAGAACCAAUCCAUCAUCAUCAGUGGAGAGUCUGGAGCUGGUAAAACAGUGUCCGCUCGGUAUGCUAUGAGGUAUUUUGCUGUUGUCAGCAAAUCUGGCAGCAAGACCCAAGUUGAAGACAAGGUUCUGGCAUCCAAUCCCAUAACAGAGGCCAUUGGGAACGCAAAGACGAUCAGGAACGACAACAGCAGCCGUUUUGGGAAAUUCACUGAGAUCAGUUUUGACAAUAGGUAUCGAAUAAUUGGUGCAAACAUGAGGACUUACCUGUUGGAGAAAUCCAGAGUUGUUUUCCAGGCUGAGUCUGAGCGGAACUAUCACAUAUUUUACCAACUGUGCGCCUGUGCGCAUCUGCCACAGUUCAAGGCACUGAAACUGAUGAGUGCAGAUGAGUUCCACUACACAGGCAUGGGUGGCGAUAUCAUAAUUGAAGGUGUGGAUGACAGGAAAGGCAUGGAGGAGACUCAGCAGACCUUUUCACUUUUGGGGCUGAAGGAGGACUUUCAGUCUGAUGUUUUCAAAGUUCUUGCAGCCAUUCUCCAUCUGGGAAAUGUGGAAAUUAAGAGCUCCGGGGAUGAUCGGUCGUCCAUUUCUAACAGUGAUUCACAUCUGCACAUUGUCUGUGAGUUGUUGGCUGUGCGUGCAGACGACUUAGUGCGUUGGCUGUGCAAUCGGAGGCUUGUCCUGGUGGCCGAGACGGUGGUGAAACCGUUGCCCAAAGAGCGUGCAGUGAAUUCCAGAGAUGCUCUCGCCAAACGAACCUAUGCUCAUUUGUUUAACUGCGUUAUUAACAGGAUCAACAAAGCACUGCAGGUCCCAGGGAAGCAACAUGCUUUCAUAGGGGUGCUGGACAUUUAUGGUUUUGAGACGUUUGACAUCAACAGCUUUGAGCAGUUUUGUAUCAACUAUGCCAAUGAAAAGCUUCAGCAGCAGUUUAACUUGCAUGUAUUCAAACUGGAACAAGAGGAGUACAUGAAAGAAGACAUUCCAUGGACGUUAAUAGAUUUCUAUGACAAUCAGCCAGUCAUUGACUUGAUUGAAGCCAAAAUGGGAAUCCUGGACUUGCUUGAUGAAGAGUGUUUGUUUCCUCAAGGCACUGAUCAAAGUUGGCUCCAAAAACUGUCCAACUAUCUGAACAGCAAUCCUUUGUUUGAGUUGCCCAAGCUGUCAAAUGAGACCUUUAUCAUUCAACACUUUGCAGACAAGGUGGAGUAUCAGUGCAAAGGUUUUCUUGAGAAGAACCGAGAUGCUCUUUAUGAAGAACUGGUAGAUGUUUUGAAAGCCAGUAAGUUCGCCUUUCUGGCCAAAUUUUUUCAAGAGGACGGGCAGAGUGUUCCGAACAUGAAAGGUAUCAAAGUGAAGCCGGCCAAGCCUGGUGUGAAAUCAGCCAAUAAACAGCUGAGGGCCUCAGUUGGAGAUAAGUUCUGCAGCUCUCUCUCGCUGCUGAUGGAGACACUGAAUGCUACGACCCCUCACUAUGUGCGUUGUAUUAAGCCAAAUGAUGAAAAGCUGCCAUUUCAAUACGAUUCCGGGAGGGUGGUGCAACAGCUGCGGGCCUGUGGAGUGCUCGAAACAAUUCGUAUCAGUGCCCAAAGUUACCCUUCAAGGUGGACCUACUUUGAGUUUUACAGCCGCUACAAUGUCCUAAUGACCAAUGAGGAGUCCAGCCUCGAUGACAAGACACAGACAUGCAAAUAUGUGCUUCAGAGGUUGAUUCAGGACCCGAACCAGUACAAGUUUGGUCGCACAAAGAUCUUCCUUCGAGCUGGUCAAGUCGCAUAUUUAGAAAAGCUGCGUCUGGACCGACUGAGAGCGGCUUGCAUUACCAUUCAGAAAUAUGUCCGUGGGUGGAACCAGAGAAGGAAAUACCAACGCUUGAGGCAGGCAGCCAUCCUGAUUCAACAGUACGUCCGUGGCAAGCGGACUGUACGUAAAGCGGUGAGCGCAGCAAACCUGAAGCAGGGCUGGUCAGCAGUGGUCAUUCAAAGGUACUGGAGAGGCUUCCGCAUACAGAAGAGCUAUCAAACGGUACGCUUGGCCAUCAUCACCAUCCAAGCUUUCACACGAGGUUGGCUGGCCCGUAAAUCCUAUUCCCAGCUUGUGGAAGCACGCAAGGCGUUGGUGCUGCAGAAGUACGCCAGAGCAUGGCUGGCUCGGCGACGUUUUAAAGCCAUGCGUCAACUGGUGCAUCAGGUUCAACUGUCCUUCAGGGUACAGCAGCUCCGAAAGAAGAAUGAGGAGCAGAGUAAAGAGAACUGCGGUUUGGUGGAAAGACUGACGAGUUUGGCCAACUCCCAUUCACAAGCCAUGGACAGGCUGCAUGCUCUGGAGACACAGCUGGAAAAAUCAGCUAUCCAGAAGGCAUCGUUGGCAGCAAGAGAGAAGAAAGCCAAAGAAGAUGCUUCUCUGAAAUUGACUGAUCUUCAAAGGGAAGUUGAUGGGUUAAUCAUUAAAAAACAGACCAUGGAGAAAACGUUUGAAGCUUCCGCUAAACAGCAACAAGAAAAGUUUGAUCAAAUAAAGAUGACUCUACUGGAAGAGAAGGAAAAUCAAGCGAGGCUUCGAAAAAUCGCUGAGAACAACCUUGACAUCCAGAGAGAGGAACACGAGAAGGAGCUGGCAAUCCUGAAAGAAGAGCUCAGGAGGCUGAAGGACGAGAGAGUCAGUCUGAAGAUGAAGUUGGAAGACUGCGAACAAAUGAGUGCCGACCUGCAGGAUCAAGUGGCCCAGCUCACCAAGCACGUCAAGGUCAUUCCUGAGCUCCGCAGGGACCUCAGCAACCUCCAGAAUCAAAAGCAAACCAUAGACCGAAGGAUGAAGCAGCAGUCUGAAGAAGCGAGAGCUAAACUGCACGAUAUUUCAAAAGUACUCUCAGGAAGCGUUGUUAAAGAAGAGGUGCUUCUGGGGAUAACUGCAGAUUAUUCUGAGAAGACAUAUGAAGCUGAAGACCUUCUGGCCGCCUUUAAUGGUCUCGAGAAAGCUACCAGAACGCUGGAGAACCACCGCAAGGAGCAGAAGGAAAUCUAUGAGACUCAAAUAGAAGGCUUGAGACUGAAAUUGGAUUACCUUCAAAAUGAGAACAGCAGCCUGCAAACUUUUUUUACGGAGAAAAAUAACAUGAAUGAGAACAUUCGCCAAGAGGUGAUCCGGCUGAGCAGCGAGAACGCCGUAAUACCUGAGCUGAAAGUUCAGAUUUCAGAGCUGCAAAGACAAAAACAUGAGUGCGAGGUUCUUGUAGAAGAGCAAAGAAAAGAGUUGGAAGAAAAAGCAGAUGAGAUUAAAAAUACUCUUCAAAAGAAGGUGGAAGAAGAGAGUUCAAAGUGCAGGAACUUUGAGGAUCAAACUCAGGUGCUGGAGGAGGCAAAGACGACUCUUCAAGGUCAAAUAAAAGACCUUCAAGAGGAGAAUGAUCACCUGAGCAGGCAACUGCAGAUGGAGAGAGAUGCCAAGAUCCGACUGAGACUAGAAGCCGCCGAGUUAUCUUCUAGAAAUUUGGACUUUGAGGAGCAACUUGACCAGAAGGAAAGAGUCAUUAAACAAUUAGAGAAUCAAAUGAUAAGCCUUGAAACAGCACAAAAAGCCCAGAAAACAUCUUCACCUGUUCCCAAACACUAUCUUGGAAUGUUGGAGUACAACCCAGAGGAUGAACCUCGACUCAUUCAAAACCUUAUUUUAGACCUGAAGCCCAAAGGUGUGGCGGUCAACAUGAUUCCUGUUUUGCCAGCUUACAUUCUCUUCAUGUGCAUACGCCAUGCUGACUACAUGAACAACGAAGACAAACUCCGGUCUUUUAUGAAUGCGACUAUUAGUGCUGUCAAAAAGGUCACCAUGACUCACCAGAAUGACUUGGCCUUAUUGUCCUUCUGGCUGUCCAACAUGUACCAGUUGCUCAACUGUCUUAAGCAGUACAGCGGAGAAGUGGAGUUCAGCAAGCACAGUACCGCCCGUCAGGUGAACAACUGCUUGCAGAACUUUGAUUUGUCAGACCAUCAGCAAGUCGUCAGCGACUUGGCCAUCUGCAUCUACCACCAGUUCAUCGCCGCCAUGGAAAGAGCUCUCACCCCUGCGAUUGUGCCUGGUAUGUUGGAGCAUGAAAGCUUACAGGGCAUUUCCAGCAUGAAACUAAGGGGCUUCAUUAAACGUUCUCGCAAAAACAACGACGACACGGAGACUUACACCAUCUCCUUCAUCAUUCAGCGACUCUCUCACUUCUACAGCAACAUGACACAGCACGGCACCGAGCCGCAUCUCAUUAAACAGGUGGUCAAGCAACUGCUCUUCCACAUCGGGGCGACCACCCUCAACAACCUGCUACUGCGAAAAGACAUGUGUUCCUGCAGAAAAGGAAUGCAAAUCAGAUGCAACAUCAGCUACCUGGAAGAGUGGCUUCAGGAGAAAGACUUCCAGAGUUGUAAUUUUAUCGACACUCUGAAGCCGUUGAUCGAGGCCGCCUGGCUGCUGCAGGUCAGCAAGUCCACAGAUGACGAUGCUAAGGCCAUCACAGAGAAAUGCACUGAGCUCAACACAGUUCAGAUCGUCAAGAUUCUGAAUUCAUACACACCCGUCGACCUUUUUGAGAAGAGGGUGGCGUCAUCAUUUGUGCGCAAAGUUCAGUCACUUCGACAAGAUCACGACAGCGCUGCGCAGCUGAUGAUGGAUGCACAUUAUCGUUUCCCGGUUACGUUUCCUUUCUGCGCGUCCUCACAGGCUUUGGAGCUGCUGCAGGUUCCCAAUAGCCUUCACCUGGAAUUCCUAACCAUGAUCUGACCAAGGGCGGCCCGGUGGUCGAGUGUUUAGCGCGUCGACCUGACAGUGCAGAGGUUGUGGGGUUGAUCCUGGCUUCGGCCUUCCUGUGUGGAGUUUGCAUGUUCUCCCCGGGCCUGCGUGGGUUUUCUCCGGGUACUCCGGUUUCCUCCCACAUUCCAAAAACAUGCAUGGCAGGCUGAUUGAACACUCUAAAUUCCCCUGAGGUGUGAGCGUGAGCAUAGAUUAUUGAUUGUCUCUGUGUGCCCUGCGUUUGGCUGACAACUGGUUCAGGGUGUCCCCGCCUACUGCUGGAAGAUGGUGAGGAUACGCUCCAGCACCCCUGCGACCCUAGUGAGGAUAAAGCGAAUUGGAAAAUGGAUGGAUGGAUGGAUGGAUGGAUGGAUGGAUGGAUGGAUGGAUCUGACCCAGAGAGACUUUCAACUUUGUAUUCCUAGGCCGAACCUUUAAUCACAUGACUUCUGGAUAUUUGUCAUCUGUUUGUAUCGUAGGAAAUACAGUAUAUACUAAUCACAAAAAAAUUGAGAUACAAAUUUGGACUUUGGAUGCAAUUUAAGGAUGAACCUGAAAUAGCACUUGUACGGGUGAACCUAAUUUGACCUUCUCUCAAUGUUUUAAAUCCACCUGUUGAAAUGUUUCUGAAUUUUUGCACAACUUGCUGUUCUCAGACAAGGAGCUGAAUCACAAAAUUCACAGCAGGUGUUACAUUCAGUAAUUGACCGCUAAAGUUCGAAGAACGUCCACUUCUAUGCCGACAUCUGAGAAGCUUCCAGUCUCUCUGCAAGUAUUUUGAUGCAAGUGCAAUAUUUGUCUCUCAGUAAUAUGCAAUUUACUGGAUAUGAUUCUUAAUGGAUUUAUUAUAAAUCAAUUCUCUGCAUGUUACAAGACUUUGCAUAUAGAUGACAGCAUGAAAAAGAAGCACAUCAGCACAGUAAAUUGAGACCCAGUUGUCCUAUCAGAGUUGUAUCAAAAUGAUAAUUAUGAUUAGCAAACAAUGUCAACCCUAUAA